UUUUUUUUUUAUCUUUUUUAAACGACCUAUCUUUUCUUUUAUUCCAUGCAACCUCCAUAUUUUCAUUAUCAACAUCUGUAACAUUUGCACAUAUACACCUCAGUGAAUUCAGAACAUUACAUUAAUGACGUCCAACAUCAAGAUCGGCCCUUAUAUGCUGCUCGAAACCCUGGGUGUGGGUUCAUUUGGCAAGGUCAAACAUGAUGAGAUUAAAUAUGGUGGAUUGUACAGUCAAGAGAACUAUCAAAUGACGGGAAAGUGCCAAGGAUUGCGUUAUGUUUGGAACAGAAAGAUUCACAGACCAAUGGAGGCUAUAGAUCACCAACAUGUGCUCAGCGCAGUUCACUCGCUCACAGGUCAUACGGUUGCCAUCAAAAUUAUUAAUAAGAGCAAGGUUGUGAACCAGGAUAUGUUUGCGCGAGUUAAACGAGAGAUCCAAUAUCUUAAAUUACUACGACACCCACAUAUCAUCAAAUUAUACGAAGUCAUCUCCACACCUACUUCAAUAUACAUGGUCAUCGAAUAUGCUGGAGGAGAGCUUUUCAACUACAUUGUAGAUAAUACAAGGUUAUCUGAGGAUGAAGCUCGGCGAUUCUUUCAACAGAUUGUAUGUGCUAUCGAGUAUUGUCAUCGACACAAGAUUGUACAUCGAGACCUCAAACCAGAGAAUCUUUUAUUAGACCCGUCGAUGAAUGUCAAAAUCGCUGAUUUUGGCCUAUCAAAUAUCAUGACGGAUGGUGAUUUCCUAAAAACAAGUUGUGGAAGCCCAAAUUACGCUGCUCCUGAAGUCAUCUCAGGAAAGCUAUAUGCAGGACCAGAAGUCGAUGUCUGGAGCUGUGGAGUUAUUCUUUAUGUAAUGUUGUGUGGACGACUACCGUUUGACGAUGAUUAUAUUCCUCUUCUGUUCAAAAAGAUCAAUGGUGGGAUCUACUCUCUCCCAUCGUUUUUGUCACCUGAAACCAAGUAUUUGUUAACAUCAAUGCUGGUGGUGGACCCGUUGAAGCGAAUUACAAUUGCCGAAAUCCGUCAAAACGCAUGGUUUAAUGUAGGGUUACCAGAAUAUUUGAAACCGUUGCCUCAGGGAAUCUCUGAUGAUAUCUUUUGUAACCUACAGGAAGAUAUUAUUGAAGAGCUGAUGAAAAAAAUGAAUUUUACAAGAGAGACAAUCAUUCAAGCACUGGAAGAACGACAGAAUAAUCAGAUCAAAGUGGCAUAUCAACUUGUUGUUGACCAUCGACAGAUGAUUGAAAAUGCAUCACAUAUGUCUCCACAAAAACCAUUCCAGAGCUUUUUGGCAACAUCACCACCUCCAUGGAAUGCGGCCGAUAACAAUAGCUCAUCACCUAACAACAGAUCCACAACAGGAUCUUCUGCAGGCUCAGCGCUAAAAUCCGGUGGCAAUGGUAACGCUGAAGGAGGAGGGGACGCCUCCUCGCCUGAUGUUGACUCUCUAGAUUCGCCUGUCCCAUCCUCCAUCACAGUCCUAAGCACUAGUUUGCCAGGAAAUAGUCUAGCCAAAGAGUUGCACAGGAAAGCCUCUUUGAAGAACACACGGAGAGAUCGCUCUACUAGUUACUCUCAAUCACAAUCAUCGCCAUUCAGUGGCUCAAAUGGUCACCAACCAACAUUGUCGUCCGCUCAUAUUGGCGGUGGAGGAAGCACCAAUGGGCAACAUCAUGAGCAUGGGACAACUGCAGCUUUUCACCAAGCGGCUGUGUUAGGCAACGGUGGGAUCGGAGGUGGGAUACCGAUCCCAACAAAUCAAACACCUGGCUCUGGAGCAACCUAUUUAGGACCAUCUGUUGGAGGCAAAAACAACCACAGUAAUAACCAUAGUAACAAUAAUAGUAUGUUGGCGACCGCUACUGCAGCCCAACGACGCAUCAAAUCUAGACCAAAAUGGUACUUUGGAAUCCGGUCCAGGAGCGCCCCUUUGGAGGUGAUGGCGGAGAUUUAUCGAGCACUGUCAAACCUAUCGAUGAAAUGGAAGAUUAUCAACACAUACCAUCUACGUGCCAAGUAUGAGUAUGCAGAAGGAUUUGAGGUCAAGAUCGAGCUACAGCUAUACCGAUUGGACAGUGAUAAUUAUCUAGUGGACUUCAAGUAUGUGGGACAACAUUCUGCAGCAGAGAUACAGGCUCGUGCAGAACUAAUGAAUCGCAUUAAUGAGGAAACACAACAACAGUUUGCGAGACAUUUGUCAUCUUUAUCUGCCAAGGAACCUGUUGGAGAAAAUCCAUCAAUUAACAACAAUACCGGCGCUGUAAAACCUAUAGAAUCAUCGACAACGGCAGUAGAAGCAGAAGUAGAAGCAGAAGCAGAGGAUAGUGUAAGUGGCAAAGAAGGCAGUAGUGCGGCAGUAUCGAACCCACAAGAUAUUCCUCAACCAACCACGGCACAUGGUAGCGUAGUAGGGGUAGCAGCCAUGGAUAAUCAUCUACUAUCACAUACCGCACCUGUAUCACGACCUCAACCCCUUGUCAGUUUUAAGCCCAAUAAUGAGGCUCGUCUAGUGCCCGCUGUUGCUUCCGGUUCAGGAGGAUCAGACUCCUCUCCUUCUGGUGGAAUGCUGCUGCCCUCGAUGCUGAGUAUGUCAUUACCAGCCACAACCACCGGCCCAUCAUCAUCAUUGGCGACAGGGCCGGGGAUCCUAUCUUCGUCAUUAAUGCAAGAACGACAAUAUCUUAAAGAGAUCAAUGAACUGCAACAGCAGUUGAAGCAUCAACAACGACAACGAGAUAUGAAUCGACGUCCGACACACUUAUUAUUCCCCAAGGCUAGCUAUCAACUAGCUUCAGCAAAAGAUGUCACUUCACCCUUUCCAUUUUUUGAUGUGUGUGGUAAAUUGAUCACAGAGCUAGCAAUUGGAAGUGGAUGAAGCUGGGGGGAAAAAAUAAAAUAAAAAAUAAAAC
Molecule: messenger RNA, 2912 nt
Organism: Lobosporangium transversale
Lineage: Eukaryota; Fungi; Mortierellomycota; Mortierellomycetes; Mortierellales; Mortierellaceae
Exons: 9
Coding region: 125-2878 (917 amino acids)
Biological process (GO): intracellular signal transduction; protein phosphorylation
Cellular component (GO): cytoplasm
Molecular function (GO): protein serine/threonine kinase activity; ATP binding
Source: RefSeq, a predicted model, not a curated record